AUGCCGCCUGAUGUAGUAGAUGCAGCGGACAAGUGUCCCGUUGAUCAAAAGACGCGCGAGAAAUGGCUGGAGGCUGCCAAAGCCCGAGGACAGCAGGAUCCGGCGAAUCCACACGUAGCUGGCGGUCCUGCGACGACUCGGCCUCUUGCUGCCGACAACCGCUUCUCCCUCGAUGCACUCAGCUGGCAGACAUGGACGGCUACGCCUCCCCGUUCGGACGCAAAGCGGCCCAAGAUGUACCGCCUGUCCACCGACCGCGAAAUCUCCACAAUUCCACGUGCCCUGCCAGACCAUCCGCAAGAGCUUCCCGACACCACAAAACGAGUACUCGCCACCGCAGCCUCCCAUGGGUCACCGGCCAAUAGCGAGAAGGAUACGGGCCACGACAAGGAGAGCGGGAACUGGAUCUACCCGUCCCAAGAAAUGUUCUUCAACGCCAUGAAGCGCAAGGGUCAUGACGCGGAUGCCAAAGAUAUGCACUCCAUCAUUCCUAUCCACAACGCCGUGAACGAACGAGCGUGGACCGAGAUCAAAAAAUGGGAGCAAGGUCGUGGGAGUGAAGCAUGCGGAGGCCCGCGACUGGUUUCGUUUGCUGGUGAUAGCAAGGCUUUGACACCGAGGGCGAGAUGGAAUAGUAUGGUCUUGGGCUAUCAAACACCGUUCGACAGACAUGACUGGGUAAUCGAUCGAUGUGGCAAGAAGGUGGAAUAUGUGAUUGACUUUUACUCCGGCAGAGAGACUGGUGCGGCCAGCCAAGGGUUGAACUUCUACUUGGAUGUAAGGCCUAAGCUGAAUACUUGGGAGGGUGUGAAGAUGAGGGUGUUCAAUACCUUUGGGGUGUGA
Messenger RNA from Recurvomyces mirabilis, 843 nucleotides. RefSeq names its product Cytochrome c1 heme lyase (gene CYT2). Gene Ontology annotation, cellular component: mitochondrion. Gene Ontology annotation, molecular function: holocytochrome-c synthase activity. The coding region runs from base 1 to 843 and encodes 280 amino acids. The transcript has a single exon. The record is from RefSeq and is a predicted model, not a curated record. Gene Ontology annotation, biological process: cytochrome c-heme linkage. NCBI's taxonomy places the organism in Eukaryota, Fungi, Ascomycota, Dothideomycetes, Mycosphaerellales, Teratosphaeriaceae.